AUGAAGUUUCCCAUUCUCGCAAACAAAGGCUUUGUUGAAGCCAUUGGUAACACGCCAUUGAUAAAAUUGAACAAGAUCUCCAAAGAAUUGGGCAGAAAUAUCUAUGGCAAGGCUGAAUUCCAAAAUCCUGGAGGCUCCGUCAAGGAUCGUGCAGCUCUUUAUUUGAUUGAACAAGCCGAGAAGGCCGGAAAAAUCGACCCUACUCGCCCUGGAACUAUCUUGGAAGGAUCCGCAGGUAACACAGCUAUCGGAUUGGCGCAUAUAGCUAGGUCUAAGGGGUACAAGUCCAUCUUUUACAUGCCCAACACGCAAUCUGCUGCCAAAGUCAAUUUACUCAAGUACCUAGGUGCGGAGGUAUACCCAGUGCCAGUUUGCCCGAUUUCAGACCCAUUAAACUUCAACAACAGAGCAAGAGACCAUGCCAAGCGUCUGGAUAACGCUAUCUGGACGGACCAGUUCGAUAACCCAGCCAAUUGGGAGUCCCAUUAUGCCACUACGGGUCCUGAAAUUCUACAACAGCUCCAGAAUGCAGGACUUUCCUGCGACGCCUUUACUUGCUCUACAGGAACAGGCGGUACUUUCACCGGAGUCGCCAAAUAUUUAAAGGAAGCUACCAACAACAGGACCAAAAUUGUAGUUGCAGAUCCCCCUGGCUCUGUCAUUUAUUCCUUUGUAAAAACGGGUAAGCUAGAUCGCGAAGGUUCCUCAUUCACCGAGGGCAUCGGCCAGGGCCGCAUCACCGAAAACCUACGCUCUUCGAUUGGUCUUAUUGACGAUGCAUAUAGAAUUCCUGACGAAGAAAGCAUUGUUAUGUUGUUCAGGCUACUCGAUGAAGAAGGACUAUUUGUGGGAGGAACGUCAGGUCUUAAUGUCGUUGCUGCUUGCCAAGUGGCCAAAUCAUUGCCAGAAGGGAGCAACGUUGUCACAAUAUUAUGUGAUAGUGGUCACAAGUACGCUGAUAGGAUGUUUUCAAAGAAGUGGUUGAAAGAGAAGAAGUUGUACGAUUGUCUUCCAGAUUCAUUGAAGAAAUAUGCCAGUUUGGAAUGA
Molecule: messenger RNA, 1047 nt
Organism: Lachancea dasiensis
Lineage: Eukaryota; Fungi; Ascomycota; Saccharomycetes; Saccharomycetales; Saccharomycetaceae
Source: the annotation of a GenBank genome assembly